Molecule: messenger RNA, 987 nt
Organism: Epithele typhae
Lineage: Eukaryota; Fungi; Basidiomycota; Agaricomycetes; Polyporales; Epitheliaceae
Product: C-4 methyl sterol oxidase
Exons: 3
Coding region: 1-987 (328 amino acids)
Biological process (GO): ergosterol biosynthetic process
Molecular function (GO): iron ion binding; C-4 methylsterol oxidase activity
Source: RefSeq, a predicted model, not a curated record
AUGAACUCGACCACGAACCCGACCGCCACGCAGCUGUAUGCCAGCACGGACUUCUCCCAGCUCAACUGGGCAGAGGCCCUCUGGGCGUCCUGGUACAUCUACUGGGACAACCCGAUCUUUGCGACCGGGCUCGCCAGCUUCCUCCUGCACGAGAUCGUGUACUUUGGUCGCUGCAUCCCCUGGAUCAUCGUCGACGCGAUCCCCUACUUCAACCGGUGGAAGCUCCAGCCGAACAAGGUCCCCACCGCGAAGGAGCAGUGGGACUGCACCAAGCAGGUCCUCUUCUCCCACUUCAUGGUCGAGCUCCCCGUGAUCUGGCUCUUCCACCCCAUGGCGGAGAUGUUCGGGAUGUCGACGUGGCAGGUGCCGUUCCCGCCGUGGCAGUCGCAGCUCGUCCAGCUCGCGUUCUUCUUCUUCUUCGAGGACAUGUUCCACUUCUUCGCCCACCGCGCCCUGCACUGGGGCCCGCUCUACAAGCACAUCCACAAGAUCCACCACACGUACUCGGCCCCCUUCGGUCUCGCGGCCGAGUACGCGCACCCGGCGGAGGUGAUGAUCCUCGGCACGGGCACGAUCGCGGGCCCGCUCCUCUACUGCGCCUUCCGGCACGACCUGCACAUCGUGACCGUCUACCUGUGGAUCACGCUCCGGCUCUUCCAGGCGGUGGACGCGCACUCGGGGUACGACUUCCCGUGGUCGCUGCAGCACAUCGUGCCGUUCUGGUCGGGGGCGGAGCACCACGACUUCCACCACAUGGCGUUCGUGAACAACUUCUCGACGUCGUUCCGGUGGUUCGACCGCCUGUUCGGGACGGACGACAAGUACCGGGAGUACCGGAAGCGGGUGACGGCGAUGAAGAAGCUGAACCUGACCAAGGAGGAGUUCGCGGCGAUGGAGCGCAAGCUGAUCCUCGAGGCGGAGCAGGAGGGUCUGCGGGCGGAGGCGAAGGUGGAGGCGUACUCGUUCGGGAAGCAAAAGACGCAGUGA